AUGCCAUCUGAGAGCGAUGGCAGAAAUGCGUCGCCCCCCGACUUCACCACCAGCAACUCACCUCAAGGUGGUAAUAAUGGAGGUGGAAGUGAACGACGUAGAAGACAGAGGGGGAAGAGAAACAAUCGGUCGCAAAGCACCAAGUCCGAGCCACCUCCCAAUGCAGCAUUGAAAUCCCACUACUUUGAUUUCCAGGGCCAAGACUGGCAGCAGCCCCCGUUCCUAGACGUUGUGAAGGCUGUGACAGAGUACUUUGCCGGGGAAAGAUCAAGCGCAACUGAAUAUGUGAUCGUGGGCCUGACAGGAGAAUUCGCACUCCCAUCCAUCACGGAACCUGCGGACCCAAGCGACCCAGACAACAGGGUCCUCUUCGCCAAAUGGGAAGGGGAAUACAAGGACUUCAAAAGGAAGCAAAAGGAUAGAGAGGCCAACGAAGGAGCCUUCUUCGGUUUAUUGAUGCGUCAAUGCACUGAACAGUUUCAAAACGCCGCCCAAGAGCACCAUGAAUGGAAUAAGGUUCAAUCCAACAUGGACACCAUGGGGUUGCUUCGAAUCUUCCAACAUCUCACAGCCACAGGAGGAGCCACCAACGUCGAUCCGGCUAUGUCGAAGUACCAGGCCCAGCAGAGAUUUUACAGUUGUAUCCAGGGCAGCAAGAUGACGAACGCCGAGUACUAUUCGCGCUUCAUGCAUCAUGUGAACGUGGUCAAGUACUGCAAGGGAGCACUGGGAGCAUCGAUUGCCGCAUUGGAGGACGCAUGCAGAGAAGCAAAAGUCAACAGCACCCUUGAUGAAAUGAAGAAACUCGAAGCAAAGGUGAUGGAGCGAGAAAUGGCAAUGGCAUUUCUCAUGGGCGCUGACAAGAAGCGAUAUGGCAACUUGAUCGCGCAAGCUACCAACGCUCGAUUGUUGCAUAACGGAGCCUCAACUUUCCCAACGACCAUGGCAGGAGCUUUGGAGCUGUUGAACAAUGGGCAACAGCUUCAAAUCACGCAGAGUGUUGUCCGAACCUCCGAUGUGGGAGGUGGAGCAUCUUUUUUCACUGAGGGCCAGCCAUCCGAUCAGAACGGAGCCGGCAGGCGCGAAAAUCCACGUAGAAACGGUACUGGAGGUCGUGGAAAUGGAGGACGUGGCGGUCGCGGCGGUCGCGGACGAUUUGAGCGAAACCAACCUGAAGAUCAUCAAGACGACCAAGCCCACAUCAACAACAACGACGCAGAUACUGAUAACAAUAACACUGGUUCUGGAGAGUAUUUGAAUCCUUUAGAUAAUAUAGCCGAUCCGAGCAACGAUGCGGAGGCUCUCAUCGCGAGCGACGCGAUAGAUGAAGAUGUGACAGCUACGGAGCUGCUCUUCCUUCAAUCAGACAACAUGCACGCACAGCUCAUCCUCAAGAGGCACCCAACAUCAGGACUUCCGGUCACCUGGUUGAUCCUUGACACCGGAUCCACGGCAAACAUCUUCUGCAAUGGAUCGCUACUACGCAAAAUCCACAAGGUCAAGAAAGGAUUAAGGGUGCGCUGCAAUGCAGGAGUCGUUGAAUUGAACAUGAAAGGGUUUUUUGGAGAUUAUCCGGAGGCGGUGUGGUUCAACCCAAAAGGAAUAGCCAACAUUUUUUCCUUCCACAACAUGAACAAACACUGCAACAUCACAUACGACAAUGCCGCAACCGACCGAUUCAUUGUUGAUUUCAAAAACGAAAAAAUAGAGUUUCUCCCCACUGACAAGGGGUUAUACCACAUGGAUCUGAAGGACCAACUGAACUCGGCUUGGAAUUUCUUCGAGACUGUGAAAGGGCAAAAGGCCAAGCACACCAAGGCAUCAGUGAUCCGUGCAGCCAAGGCUCGCCACAUUCAAAAUAUUAUUGGACGACCUGGAGACCGAAGAUUCACGGACAUUGUAAACAACAAUCUACUGCGCGAUUGCCCAGUCACGUCCGAAGAUAUCAAAACGGCCACCAACAUAUAUGGCCCCAACUUGGGAUCGCUUAAAGGUAAAACGACAUCCACUACGGACGGUCAUGUACGCACAGAGAUUGGCGCUAUUCCACCACACAUCAAGGAGCACUAUUCGGAUAUCACGUUGGCAAUUGACAUAUUGUUUGUCAACAAAAUGCCUUUUUUGGUGACCAUCUCCCGCCACAUCAAAUUCGGGACAGUCGAGCGCCUUCACAACAGGCAAAUUCCCACCAUCAAAAGAGCUCUACAAAAGGUCAUUGCGCUCUAUUCGCGACGCAACUUCAAGGUCAUUUCCAUUCUGGGCGAUCCCGAAUUUGAACCCCUCGAGCAAGAAUUCCCCAAUAUUCAAGUGGACUGCUGUGGCGCUGAUGAACAUGAACCUACCAUUGAACGGUUCAUUCGCACCAUAAAGGACAGGGUCCGCAGCAACUACAACAUGCUCCCCUUCCGCCGCAUUCCCAAACUGAUCCUUGAAUAUUUGAUCCGCAAUGCAGUCUUCUGGCUCAAUGCCUUCCCAGCUCUAGAUGGAGUAUCCAACAAUCUGUCACCUCGAUACAUCGUCACCGGUCGCCAGGUCACCAUGAAACAUCAUGUCCGAACCGAAUUUGGGGCGUAUGUCCAAACACAUGAGGAGCACUCCAAUGACAUGCGCUCCCGCACCUUGGGAGCUAUCUGUCUUGGACCAACCGGCGCUGCUCAAGGCUCCCACUAUUUCAUGAGUGUUGCUACUGGCAAGCGAAUCUCCAGACAACACUGGACCACUCUCCCAAUGCCAACUGAAGUGAUUGAUGAAGUCAGCCAGAAAGGGCAACAACAAGGCAUGCCUUUGACACUCACAUUCGCAGACAGACAUGGAAGAGAACUGAUAGACGAUGAUGAUGACAUCGAUGACGACCAUGACUCUACCUACAGUUACUCAAGCGCCUCUGACAGUGAAGACGACCUCAGCUACGACAACGACAGCCACAGCGAUUCUGACGUUUCCGACGACUCCGAUCCGGGCUCUGACGCUGAUUAUGAUGACGAUAGUGAUGAUGAUGAUGAAACUACUGGUAAUGAUGAUGCAGAUGAAGCUCCACCAACCGGCCAACCACCAGCUACUGCUGGAUUGCCCGCAGGAGUGAUCCAACCACCACAUCAGAUGGCAGUGGAGCCACAACAGCAUCAACUCCAGCAACAUCAGCCACAAUUCCCAGAUGAAAACGCCGGAAACACAGGAGUGGGCGGCGCAAACAACAACAACACCGGAAACACAGGAGUGGGCGGUGCAAACACAGGAGUGGAUGCCGGAAACACAGGAGUGGGCGGCGAAAACGCAGGAGUGGAAUCAGAAGAUGAAGAGGAUGAGGAAGCACGGGCGCAAGCAGCCGCCGAUGCGGACCUGAACGAUCGAAUCGACGCAUUGGCAGAGGAAGUGCAACGCGACAUACAGCAGAGAGAGCAACUUCUCCCAAACAAUCAACAACAGAUCGAGGUCGAAAUGGAUGCUGCAUACGGCCCCAGAAAUCACGGUAGAAACUUGCGCCCUAGGAAGAGGCCAACUACACAUGGGGACCAUCAAGUGAUGAUACACGUCCCACACCGAGACGAACCAGUCCCAGCAUACCAAGAAAUGAUAGCACUCUUCAACCAUGAGGUGUCAUUCCUGACAGAGCAAAUGUCAGCGAAGAAAGGACUAAAGGUAUUCGGAGACAAGGGAGCAGAAGCGGUAGUGGCCGAGAUGCACCAAAUCCACUAUAGGAACGUCCUGUCACCAAAAUUCGCGCACGAACUCACCAAGCAACAGAGAAGGGAUGCGCUGAGAUAUUUGAUGUUCCUGAAGGAGAAGCGAUGCGGGAAAAUAAAAGCUAGAGGUUGCGCUGAUGGAAGGAGCCAGCGACUGUACACGCCAAAGGAAGAUGCUUCAGCCCCUACAGUGAGAACCGAAUCAUUCAUCAUCACAUGCGCCAUUGAUGCCAAAGAAGGGCGAAAGGUGAUGACAAUUGACAUUCCCGGAGCCUUUAUGCAGGCAGACAUCGACGACGUUGUCCAUGUGAAGUUUGAAGGCGAGAUAGCCAACCUGCUAACCAAGGUUGAUCCGAGCUUGUAUACAAAAUACGUGGCGUAUGAAGGAAAGAAGCCAGUGAUCUACGCUCAGCUGAACAAGAACUUGUAUGGGACCUUAAAAGGAGCCAUUCAAUGGUGGAAAAAUCUUUCCGAGUUCCUCAUUAAUGAAUUGGGAUACGAAGCGAACCCAUACGACAGCUGCGUGGUCAAUAAGACAAUCAACGGUAAACAGUGUACCAUUAUCUGGCAUGUUGAUGAUUUGAAAAUCUCACAUGUCGAGCAAGAGGUACUUGAUGAUUUGGCCGACAAGCUAAGCGAACGGUAUGGCAAGGAAGCGCCCCUCACUAUCCAAAGAGGAGAAGUGCAUGAAUAUCUUGGAGUUACAAUUGAUUUCAGCGAGAAAGGGAAGGUGAAGUUUUCGAUGGACGACUAUGUGGAUCGUCUACUGGAAGAGGCACCAGAGGAUAUGAAGGGGGUAGCAACAUCACCGGCCGCGAAUCAUUUAUUCCAAGUCAAGGACAAGCCUACGUUGCUAGAUGACAAGAAGGCUGAACUCUACCACCACCUUACCGCCAAGCUGCUGUAUCUAUGCAAGCGAGUACGAGGAGACAUCAUGACCGCAGUGGCUUUCCUCACGACUAGAGUUUCGAGACCUGAUGAGGACGACUAUGCCAAGCUCGCGAGAUGUAUCAAGUACCUGAGAGCGACCAAAUAUAUGCCUCUUACCAUUGAAUUGGGAGACGAAUUCAUCAUGCAAUGGUGGGUAGACGCGUCAUUCGCAGUGCACAAUGACAUGAAGAGCCACACCGGAGCAGUUUUAACCAUGGGCAAGGGAGCCAUCAUUGCCAUCUCUACCAAGCAAAAGAUCAACACGGACAGCUCUACAGUGGCCGAACUAGUCGGGGUACAUGAUGCACUACCUAUGAUCAUGUGGUCCAGAUAUUUCAUCGCAUCUCAAGGCCAUACGGUGGUGGACAACGUUAUUCACCAAGAUAAUCAAAGCGCCAUCUUGCUCGAGAAGAAUGGAAGGAAGUCAUGCGGCCGCAAGACAAGGGCAUUGGACGUCAGGUAUUUCUCUAUUACCGACAAGGUUGCCCAGAAGCUCAUGACAAUCAAACAUUGCCCCACUGCAGAGAUGUUGGGAGACUUUUUGACGAAACCUCUACAGGGAGCACUGUUCCGAAAGUUCAGAGAUCUAAUCAUGAAUUACUCAGGCCAAUCCAACUGA
Messenger RNA from Cylindrotheca closterium, 5232 nucleotides. The record is from the annotation of a GenBank genome assembly. Lineage: Eukaryota; Bacillariophyta; Bacillariophyceae; Bacillariales; Bacillariaceae.